Molecule: messenger RNA, 1879 nt
Organism: Aplysia californica (California sea hare)
Lineage: Eukaryota; Metazoa; Mollusca; Gastropoda; Aplysiida; Aplysiidae
Product: peroxisomal membrane protein PEX13
Biological process (GO): protein import into peroxisome matrix, docking
Cellular component (GO): peroxisomal importomer complex; peroxisomal membrane; peroxisome
Molecular function (GO): protein binding
Source: RefSeq, a predicted model, not a curated record
AGUGUCCAGCUUGGACAGUGUCCAGAGAGCAGCAGGCAGCGGCAUUUCUCCCAUCUCCGCUGUUUCUUCCGACCCUCCCCAACUCCCACCUCGCCCGUCACAGCAACAGAGCUCUCUCAACAGCCGCCUGGGCACAGGGUAUGGCUAUUCUGGUUUUGGUGGUUACGGCAGUUAUGGUGGCUACUCCAGUCCCAUGGGAUUUGGGGGGUAUGGAGGAAUGUACAAUUCACCGUAUUCAAGUUACGGAUCUUAUGGCUACAACAGAAUGGGCAACGAUAUGAACAGUUCAUUUGCCAGGCAUGCAGAGGAGAGCUCAAGACCAGCUUUUGAGUCAAUAGAAAGCAUUGUUUCAGCGGUGAAUUCAGUUGGCAUGAUGUUAGACUCAACAUUCCAAGCGGUGUAUAAUUCUUUCCGGGCUGUGAUUGGUGUGGCAGAUAAUUUCUCCCGACUGAAGACUCAGCUUGUCCAAGUGUUUUCUGCCCUUGCUUUCAUCAGAACUUUGAGAUAUCUGUUCAGGAGACUUCUGGAGUUGCUGCGACUGAGGCCGAAGGGUGAGGCUGACCGGCAGUGGAUGGAGGCUUUCAAGGAUGCUGCAGUGGCCGCGGCAGCAGCUGGUCCGGACGGUGCACCCAAGAAAAGCAGCUGGCCCAUCCUCAUGUUCUUUGGCAUUAUUAUGGGUGGACCUUACCUCAUCUGGAAGGUCAUCUCAGCCUUUUCAUCCACUCCUGAUGAAAAGGGCUGGACAACUGGCCUUGAUGACCAUUUUGUGGCCAGAGCUAACUACAAUUUCCAGGGGCAGGGUGAAGAGGAAUUGUCGUUCACUGCUGGACAAAAUAUCAAUAUUGCUCCGAAAGAGCUGCAGCCACGUGUAAGAGGCUGGCUAUUGGCCUCUGUAGAUGGGAAGACGACGGGAAUGAUUCCGGCCAACUACGUGACGAUCUUGGGCAAGCGCAGAGGCACAAAGAGUUCUGCCCCUUCCCAGCAGCAACCCCCGCUGAGACAGUCAGACAGCAGCAUGGCUUUGUCUCAGGAGUCGAGAGCGUUCAAUCCAGCUCCUCCUCCACAACUCGCAUCUUCUACAAUCCCAGAGACAGAACUGGAGUCUGUGUUUGACGGGACCACUAGUCUUCCUCCUUCGUCUGGCGCCAACGCCACCAUAGCUCCGGUCACAUCCUCAGCCAAUCAGGAUUUUCUCAGCUCAGCACGGAACUCGAGCAAUCAAGAGGCGUCGGAGAUCUUGAACGAUGUGGAUGAAGUCAGAUAGUGUUGUGUUGGUUGGGGGGUUUUUGGGGGGGGUUUUGGACCUGACGUUGGGUGAACAGACACAAAUGUUAUUAUAUCCAGAAGUCUGAGGUUUUUCUCUGUGGCCACUGAUUUUUUUCAUCAUCAAGUAUUUUCCUUUCUGCGAUUUAUUAUCUUUUCCACUACCGCCAGAUACCUCCUUUUCUCGAAAUCUUAUUUAUUUUCUCUGAUAAGUGGAUUAUUUAUGAAGAACCAUUAUUAUAAUCAUGUUGGGGUUUGUUUUUGUACUUUUUUGAAUGAACAUAAUAUUUGUUGGAAGAGAUAUUGAGCAGUCACUUGUUGGGUGGAUGGCGGGUGCUCUGGUGUGGUGUGCUCCUUCUUUCUUAUCAAAAUCUUUUGUCUUUAUCUCACCUUCUUUUGUGUUUGUUGUUGUUCUCUUGUAACACCUCUCACCUCCGGCACUUAUAUGACCUUACUGUGUUGCAAGUGCUGUAAAACUCUUUCUAAAAACAGAGUCACUUAGUGUCCGGUACUGUGGUACUGUAGCCAGUGAUGUUACAUUUGACGAAGUAUGUUGGUCAUUAGUGAAAGAAUGGUUAAGUAUCUGUCUUUUAAAAUUAAAAGGCACGAAAAAAAA